GCGGCUUUGAGCAUGUGCCUCGAUUUCCUCGACGCACAGAAGAGCGGCGACCCGGGGCUCACCCCCCACCCCCCCUGGCGCAACAGCUCUCACAUGCAAGACGGUAGCGCCGUGGGGCGGGACCUGGCAGGGGGGUACUAUGUGGAUGGGGGGGGAGUGAAGCAGACGGGGGUGACUGCAUUCGCUAUGAGCAUGCUGGCUUGGAGCAUUGUGGAGUUCGAUCCCGAGCUUGAGUCAACUGGGUUGAAGCAGCGAGCAGUAGACCUACUCAAAUGGGGAGUGGACUGGCUACUCAUGGCGGAUCUGGGCCGGGGCUGUGUCGUGGCGCAAGUGGGUGACUCUGCCGCCCAGAAUUCGUGCUGGCAGCGGCCAGAGGACGACUCUGCCGCCCGGCCCGUGUACACUGUGGUGGGCGCGAACGGGCCCGGGGCGGCGGUUCUGGCUGACAUGUCUGCUGCCUUUGCUGCUGCCUCGCAUGUGUUUGGCGAGUUUGACCCCGGAUACGCCGCCUCGCUGAGAGACCAUGCCACCAUGCUCUUUGAACUCGCCACCACCGCCACCUCCACCGAUGACGCGGCCCUGCCAGGGACUCUCCCCUACCAGCCACCCCCAUCCCCAUCCUCCUCGCCUGACUUUCAAGAUGAGCUGCUGUGGGCGGCGGCAUGGCUAUGGCGCACCACCAUGUCCGACCCCCUGCACCAAUACCUGUUGAAGCCCCAGCAUGCGUCUCUGCCCUACACGCUCGCCUUCACCCACGCUAAUAAGGCAGCGGGGGCAGCGGUGCUGCUGGCGACGUUUGUGCUGGGGCCCAUGGAGGAGGAGGAUGAGGCCACCACACAGGCAGCUGGCGCUGACGUCAUCUUCAGAUUCCAGAAGCUCGUGGAAGCUUCCAUCUGUGCUUCCACAGCCGACGUGCCGUCCAGGACCAGUGCUGAUACUUUAGCCCAGAACAUGCCAAAAACACAAGGCGGGCUGUUAUGGCUGGACGAGAAUGAGCCGCUGCAUGCAGCAAUGCAGGCGGCCUUCCUUCUCAAGACUUACUCUCGCUUCCUCAAGCAGGGAGCAGAGGAUGAGGGGCGGUGCAGUGGUGUGUCACCGCAUGCCGUGUCAACACUCUCUCGCUCCCAGAUUGACUAUCUUCUAGGGACUAAUCCGCAACAACUCAGCUACAUGGUGGGCUUUGAUGAGAAAUACCCCGAGUUCGUUCGCCAUCGAGGAGCGUUGGACAGUUCUUUCACAGUUGUUCAGGUGCGGUCAUGUUCUGACUGUCUCACCACACGUGAAAGACUAAUAUUUGAGGCCAUUGGUGGUCGGAACGACAACUGGCCCGUUAUAACAUCACGCUCGCACCUCCUUAUAAAUCGCUCCACUAUCUCCUAG
This is a messenger RNA of Closterium sp. Naga37s-1, 1380 nucleotides long. Lineage: Eukaryota; Viridiplantae; Streptophyta; Zygnematophyceae; Desmidiales; Closteriaceae. The record is from the annotation of a GenBank genome assembly.